AUGGUUGUUCUGAAUCCAGUGACUCUUGGAAUUUGCCUUCAGCUUUUCUUCCGCUUCCUCUCAUCUCAGCCUACUUUCAUCAACAGCGUUCUUCCAAUUUCUGCAGCCCUUCCUGGCCAGGAUCAGAAGAAGCGGAGCAGCCCCAAAGCCUGCUGCCUUCUGACGCCCCCACCACCCCCCUUGUUCCCACCACCAUUCUUCAGAGAGGGCCGCAAUCUGCUUCUCUCCCCAGACCUGAAGAACCUCAUCCUGAAACUUGAGAGUACACAGAGCCCAUGUGUGCAUGGAUCGCUCAGCUCCCCUGGACCCCCUGGCCCCCAGGGUCCACCUGGCCUUCCUGGCAAGACAGGACUAAAAGGAGAAAAGGGGGAGCUCGGCCGGCCCGGGAGGAAGGGGAGACCUGGCCUCCCGGGUGUUCCUGGUGAACGUGGGCCUGUGGGCGGGCCUGGCCCUGAAGGACCCAGGGGUGAAAAGGGUGACCCGGGCAGGAUGGGCUUGCCAGGCUCCAGAGGACCAGUGGGCUCCAAGGGCUACCCUGGAUCCAGAGGGGAAAAGGGAUCCAGAGGUGAAAGGGGAGAGCCAGGUCCCAAAGGAGAAAAGGGCUUCCCUGGAGCUCCUGGCAUGCUGGGGCAGAAAGGGGAAAUGGGCCCAAAGGGGGAGUCUGGAAUAGCAGGACACCGAGGGCCCACCGGAAGACCAGGAAAACGAGGCAAGCAAGGUCAGAAGGGAGACAGUGGAGUCAUGGGCCCUCCAGGCAAGCCUGGACCUUCUGGUCUACCUGGACGACCAGGACCUCCAGGCUCCCCAGGCUCUCCAUCGGCAGGACAUCUUGUCAUGGGACCCAAAGGAGAAAGAGGACUUCCGGGACCUCCAGGAAGAUGCCUGUGUGGGAACCCCCGGAAUGUGAAUAAUCCCUCCCAUGGGGACUCUGUGUCUGGGCCCAGCUCCCCUCAAGUUCCUGUGAUCUUUGUGGUCAAUGACCAGGAGGAGCUGGAGAGACUCAAUACCCAGAAUGCCAUCGCCUUUCGCAGAGACCAGAGAUCUCUGUACUUCAAGGACAGUUUUGGCUGGCUCCCCAUCCAGCUGACCCCAUUCUACCCUGGGGGCUAUCCUGUUGCCCGCCGCAGCACCUGUGGGGAUGGGGUCAUCCAGCCUGGGGAGGAAUGUGAUGACGGGAACGACGAUGCCAAUGACAGCUGCAUCAGUUGUCACCGGGCCUACUGUGGAGAUGGUCACCGACACAGGGGCGUGGAGGACUGUGACGGCUCUGAUUUUGGCUACCUGACAUGUGAGACAUACCUGCCUGGGUCCUAUGGAGACUUGCAGUGCACCCCAUACUGCUCCAUCGACUCCACACCUUGCCGCUACUUCACGUGA
This is a messenger RNA of Suncus etruscus (white-toothed pygmy shrew), 1377 nucleotides long. It is a transcript of the gene COLQ, whose product is annotated as collagen like tail subunit of asymmetric acetylcholinesterase. The transcript has 17 exons. The record is from RefSeq and is a predicted model, not a curated record. Bases 1 to 1377 code for a protein of 458 amino acids. Lineage: Eukaryota; Metazoa; Chordata; Mammalia; Eulipotyphla; Soricidae. Gene Ontology annotation, molecular function: heparin binding.